AUGAAAAACCCAAGAACUGUUUAAGUAACUGCAUUUUACUAUAUUAAUAGAGUCCUUUUAAAACGGCAUAGUCUACUAUAAGAGAUAGUCCACAUACAUAAUUAGAGGAAUCAAAUAUUUCAAAUAAUCGAACUCUAUAAAAUAAAGAAUCAAUUAGAGCAAGAAUGAAAAUUAAUUAAUCUCAUAUUAAUAUUACAAAUUAGGGAUAAUAGAUUAGAAAACAAAUUGCUAAAGAAAGAAAUUCAGCAAAAGGAAAUAAUCCAAAUGAAUUCAAUCCCAAAAAGUUUGUAACCAAAGAUCUCAGGGUGUAUCAUAACUUUAUUAUUUUAUAGGAAACAGAUAUUAUUGAUAUAAAGUAAGUUUUUGAUUACUAUGAUUCAGAAUAAGCUGGAAUCUUAUCUCCAAAUGAUUUAGAAUAAUUAUUGAUUAGUUUUGGGUAUCAUCCAACUAAAGAAACAUUAUAUGGUACUGAAAUCAUAUUUUAAUACAGAAAUAUUUUCAGAAAUGGAUGAAGAUGAAUUAGGUGGUAUAACAUUUGAAUAUUUCUUGGCAAUUAUAAGAUAAGAUUAAUCAAAGUCAGAGAAAAAGGAUACAAUAAGAAGAAUUUAUAGAAAAUAUGAUAAAAGUAAUAAAGGAUACAUUACUUUACAAGAUUUAAGAUAAGUUGUCUAUAAAGAUCUAAAAGAAGAAAUAGAUGAAGAAGUAUUAGCUGAAGUAAUAGAAUAAAUCUUAAAUAAAGAUUUUUAGAAAGACUGACUCUAACUAAGAUGGAAAAAUGACAUUUGAAGAUUUUUAUAAUGUUAUGACCAAAAAGGUGUAUUAUUGAUAUUAUUUAUCAGAGCAUAUUUAAUUAUAAUGUCUUGCAUAAUAUAGUUAACCUAUAGAGCUAAACAAUCUUUAUCAUUAAGUAUUUUUAUAUUUAACAAGAUCCAACAAGAUAAAAGCCUUGUAAAGUUGUAUUGCCUAAAUUAUUUGCAGAAAGAUAAAGAGCAAAUUCUUUUGAUUAAUCCAUCUAACAUUAAAAAGCUGUUAGGAUUUCACCUAAGCUUUCUACAUAAUCUCCUAAAAUAAUGGCUAAAGCAGUCAAAACAGAUUUCAAUCAUUUGCAAUUGUCAAUAUGUUCCAAAUAAACUAAUUUUUUAAAAAGACAACAGAAUUAAAGUACAACAUAAAGAAAACUCAAAUAAAUACCAAUAAAUUAGAAUGAUGUUUGCUUUACUGGAUUUGAAAUAGCUGAUAUUGAAUAUGAAGAUUUUACUUUAGAAGCCUAUCUUAAAAGAUAAUGA
Messenger RNA from Paramecium sonneborni, 1286 nucleotides. Lineage: Eukaryota; Ciliophora; Oligohymenophorea; Peniculida; Parameciidae. The record is from the annotation of a GenBank genome assembly.